AUGACUGCUGGUAUUACACAACCUCCGUACCCCCUCCACGAGUCGGUCAAAGACCUGCUGGACCCCGAGUAUGUCGCAUUCUACAACGAGCAUGUCAUCAACAAUCAACAAGUGCACCUCCAACCCGUGGAGGCGUCCCGGACCAGUGGUAUUUUGAUUCCUGGUGCAGGCCCAAUGUUGGAGGUCGGCAAGAUCCAGGAUAUCUCUGUUCCACGCCAGGCGACCGAGGGCCCCGCAGUGCCCAUCCGCGCUUUCACUCCCAAGGGCCAUGCACCUCCCAGUGGAUGGCCUGUGAUGCUAUAUUUCCACGGAGGUGGCUGGGUCCUGGGCAACAUCGACACCGAGAACGUGGUGUGCUCCAAUCUCUGUGUGCGCGGCAAUUGCGUCGUAGUCACUGUCGACUAUCGUCUUGCCCCCGAGAAUCGCUGGCCCGCCGCUGUGCACGAUAGCUGGGAGGCUUUGCUCUGGCUACUUGCCAACGGUCCCACACUGUCGGUGGACGUGUCCAAAAUCGCAACUGGGGGGUCGUCCGCUGGCGGUAACCUUGCCUCGAUUAUGACGCAAAAGGCGCUCACGCUGUCACCGCCAGUUCACUUCCGAGCCCAGCUGCUCUCUGUUCCCGUCACCGAUAACACUGCCUCGGUCGAGAACAAUGAGUCCUAUCAGCGGUACGAGCACACCCCCGCCCUUCCGGCCCGCAAAAUGUACUGGUAUCGGGAUCACUAUGUGCCCAACGCGUCCGACCGCACCCACCCGGAGGCCAGUCCGCUGUUCUGGCAGGGCGAUUACUCGCAACUGCCGCCUGCGCUCGUCAUGGUCGGGGCGUGUGACGUUCUUCGCACGGAGGGUGAACAGUAUGCCGAGAAAUUGCAGAAGGCCGGUGUGGCUGUCGAUUUACAGGUGAUGAAGGGCAUGCCGCAUCCCUUCCUUGCUAUGGAUGGGGCGUUGUCUGAGGGUAAAAGAUGCAUCACUCUGAUGUGCGAUGCGCUGCAAAAGGCAUUUUGGGCUUGA
Messenger RNA from Penicillium olsonii, 1011 nucleotides. The record is from the annotation of a GenBank genome assembly. Lineage: Eukaryota; Fungi; Ascomycota; Eurotiomycetes; Eurotiales; Aspergillaceae.